Messenger RNA from Alternaria arborescens, 669 nucleotides. RefSeq lists its product as hypothetical. The record is from RefSeq and is a predicted model, not a curated record. NCBI's taxonomy places the organism in Eukaryota, Fungi, Ascomycota, Dothideomycetes, Pleosporales, Pleosporaceae. The transcript has a single exon. Bases 1 to 669 code for a protein of 222 amino acids.
AUGCUAGUACACGUCGUCAACACCAUCCGAUUGCUUCUCCGCAUUGCGAACAAGCCCAAAUCUGCUGUUCGACUGGAGAAGGACUUGAGGGAAGCACGUCGUGCUGAAGGGAUCCCAGAUGAUAGUCUCUGGUACGACCAGGAAACCCCGAACGUCACACGCCGAAACCACGGUAUGAAUGUUGCAGACGGAGCGUUCUUAUGCAAAUGCGGCACCGAAAACACCUUGAUUCACUUCCGCGGAGCUCACCCCUUCAAACGUCUGACGUGUCGAGCAUGUGGCCUUGUCUUUUCCAAAAGAUUUGCAUGCUCCGAUAUCCUCCAGAUUGGCGUCAAAGACCUAUCCCGGCAUCCAAACGGCGAACUGCGUAUCGGCCAGCUGUGUCCAGGCUGCGGGCUAACACACCGCGCAUUUAUGAAGAAUGGUACAGUGUCACUCGAUACGAUGUGUGUCUGUGGAAGCGUGGCGGAUGAGUCCUGGCUUCACUUCUCCAUAGGGUCUCCUAUGGACUACUGGCGCAACCCUGUCACUUUCCCUCAGGAGUUGAAAAUCGAUCACACGUUGAAGCUUAUCGAGAAGCACAAUCGUGCUCAACAGAGAGCGCGUCGAAAAGCCAAAGCACGUAGAGCAAAAGCACGUCGGAAAGAGCUCGUUGUCUCAAUUGAUUGA